CGUGGGCAUUUUGGCUUUCGUCGAUUUGCGCAAGUUGACACCCACCCUCAUUGCGCUUCACCAGCACAGUAGCAGUGCGGAGAGCGCGAGACGAGAGGAUAGGCCAUGGGCCUUGCGUCGCUCAAUUCCGAAUCAGACAGGGAACUAUCGCCUGUGAAUGAACGCUUAUUGAAGGAGUAUGAACAACAAUGCUCCGAGACGAGUAGCCGUGCAUCCAGCGCACGUCCUGUGGGUCGACCACCAAAGGCUCAAAAGGGCACAUCGGUCAAUGCGAGGGACAAGGCGCAUGGAAGGACACAACUUCAUCGUGCUGCGUCCAAGGGCGAUUUGGAGCGCGUCAUGGCGCUUGUUGAGCGUGGUGCAGAUGUCACAAUCUUAGACAAUGCUGGUGUUUCUGCGCUUCACGAUGCUUGUCUCAAGGGGAAUGCAAAAGUGACGGCCUUUCUAUUGAGUAAAGGUGCGCCAAUCAAUGCACGCGACUGUGAAGGAGAUUAUCCAUUGCUUGAUGCUGCGCAGAAUGAUCACUAUGAAGUCUGCCAGUUAUUGCUUGAAGCAGGCGCCAAUCCGACACUGCGCAACACUGCAGGAUGUUCUGCUCUAAGUGAAGCAGAAGAAGGACGUGUCAAGGAGUUACUCAGAAAGUACAGCGACAAGUUUGAUGCGCCUGGACAGAAUCGCAUGAAGAUUUCCGAUAUCGUUGAUGCGCAGCAAUCUGAAACGCCCCACUCACCGCAACGCAGUGCACGUAUUCGUGCGUCUCACUUGAGUGUCGAUGGACGCGGUGCACGAUCGGUGGACCGUCUUGGGCGGGAUCAGCUGCACAAUUUUGUACUGGAAGGUGAAGACGAAUUGACGGAGCAAUGGCUUGAGAUCAUUCAGGAGACCGAUUUUCAGGAUCAUGAGGGUGAUACGCCGCUUCAUACGGCUGCGCGGCUUGGCAAUGCGUAUGUGGUUGGCUUGUUACUCGACAAACAUGCAAAAGUCGAUAUUCGCAACAAACUUGGCUCGACGGCGCUGCAUGAAGCUUGUCGCAAGGUGAGGAACCGCGAGGUUGUCUCGCUGCUGUUGGAAGCUGGUGCAUCCAUCUUGACCAAAGAUGGUAAGGAACAGACACCGCUCGAUGUUGCAAUCGAUACAAGUGGACAGGAUGCAAGUGAAACGCGAUCACUUGAGCAAGCUCUUGAGCGCGAACGACAGGAACAGCGCAGUAAAGAGAAGCGACGCCUACUCAAAGCUGAGCAACUGAGUCGGAGGAGCAGUGCGUCUUCGUGCCAAUCACCCAAACUUGAAUGCGAAGAAAGUAUGACGCCGCGCAAGAAGCGAAAAUACACCAGGCGUCAGAUUCCUGACGACAGCGAGCAAGCAGAGUCAGCAGGCAUCUCUCUGACACUGCAAACAACACAGCCCUUGGAGAUUGUCAAGACUGUGACACCUGCUCAAGCACCGUUUGAGCUACCUACAUUCUUAACGGAACUCAAGACCCAUGGACCUCCAAGACAACUCGACAGCAGUGUCCGCGGUGAGCCUCUACCGUCGAAGCAAGAAAAGAAAGCUGCUACUGAACAAGCAUUAUUGCAAAUGGGGCGCGACUUGGCGGCUGCAAUGAACAAGCAAUCCGAGUUGCUCUCCCAAGUGCUGGCAGGUAUUCAGCAGCUUGUGCAAGAUAAAUGACUAUGAUUGCGUUUUUGAAAUUGUAAAAUUAGAUCAUUC
Messenger RNA from Protomyces lactucae-debilis, 1710 nucleotides. Its product is annotated as ankyrin repeat-containing domain protein. The transcript has a single exon. Gene Ontology annotation, molecular function: protein binding. NCBI's taxonomy places the organism in Eukaryota, Fungi, Ascomycota, Taphrinomycetes, Taphrinales, Protomycetaceae. The record is from RefSeq and is a predicted model, not a curated record. Bases 106 to 1671 code for a protein of 521 amino acids.